Anoplophora glabripennis (Asian longhorned beetle) is the source of this 4537-nucleotide messenger RNA. RefSeq lists its product as uncharacterized. The record is from RefSeq and is a predicted model, not a curated record. The coding region runs from base 1 to 3759 and encodes 1252 amino acids. Lineage: Eukaryota; Metazoa; Arthropoda; Insecta; Coleoptera; Cerambycidae. The transcript has 2 exons.
AUGUCAGUUGCCGAGACCGUGUGUGAUGUCAGCUGUAAAAUUAUUAAACUGACCAAAAAAUCGUUGACUCUGUUGAAGACCGAUGACGAGAUCAACAGACACAUCAAAAUUAUAAAUAAAAAUAUCGGUGUAUUAAACGAGGCCAUCAAAAUUAAAAUUCACAAGAUUGAUAAGAACGAGAAUAUAUUCCGUUUGGAAAACAAUUUGGCGGUGCUGAAAUAUUAUCGUGAACAGCUAAAACAACUGAAAAUUAAAAAUAAAGUGUCCGGAGGUUCGGUAGUGCGUCCCAACAAGAAGAAUUUGGUGUGGCAAGAUGUGAAAUCGUGCUUCAAGAGUCGUGUGCGGUCGGGAAUCAUCGUGAACGUUAGUCUCAAGGAACCUAAACAGUUUCUAAAAAAAUCAUUUCGUAGUUUUUCUAUAAAAGCGAAGAAUGCUUUAAAAGACUCGUUAAUUAAAGUAAAUUUAGUUUUUGAAGGAAAUUUCGUAAAAUUAAAUGACGGGGAAGUAGAUUUAAAAUCAUUCGGGACAAAAAACGAAAUUAUUGACCGCAGUACAAAUAUAAAACAGUGGUGGGAAGACAAUGUUGUUCAACCUAUACUACACAAACUAGAAAACUUUGAACAUCGUAAUAGCGGCUGGACUUUGUUGGAAAUUAUCGGGUUACGUGUAAAUAUAAAUAAUUAUUCACCGAUUACCGUGGGCUCGUCAACGUACGUUGAGAUGCCCGAGUUUAUUAAAAACAAAACGUGUGUUGUUAACGUAAAGAAUAAUGAUGAAUAUUGUGUUUUAUGGAGCAUAGUCUCUGCUCUACAUCCAGCUAAAGCACAUAUAUAUAGAACUUCAUCAUAUCCCGAUUUUCGUGACAUAUUAAAAUUUGACGACAUAGAAUUUCCUAUAACUUUGAAACAAAUUCCAAAAUUAGAGCGUCUAAAUAACUUGGCAAUUAAUGUGUACGGCAUUGAUAAGAAGGAAGUCCUACCGGUAUGCUUGAGUAAAAACGAUAGCAAACGAGUUAUAAAUUUACUAAUGGUCCCGGCAUAUUCGGUUCAAGACAGCGACAACGAUGACGAUGAAGCACCUGUUUAUCACUUUGCGUGGAUAAAAAACAUGUCGCGUUUAUUAUCCAAACAAAUAUCUAAACAUAAGACUAAAAAACACAUCUGCAAUCGUUGUCUUAAUCAUUUCACAGAGCAGCGUCUUUUAGAUGAUCACAUAAUAUAUUGCAAUUAUAAAACAAAUACUUGCAAAGUAGAACUACCAGGUGAGCAAGAAAAAUUUUUACAGUUUAAAAAUUAUCGUUUCAAAGAGAGGGUACCGUUCGCCGUUUAUGCAGAUUUUGAAUGCAUUUUGGAACCGUGUGACGAGAACAACGAUCUAAAUUUAAAUACUCGAAAUGUACAAAAACAUACCGCGUUUAGUGUCGCCUAUUAUCUUAAAUGUUCAUAUGAUGAUAGUCUCUCGCGUUUUAAAUUGUAUCGGGGUAGUGAUUGCCAGGAGUGGUUCGUCCGGGAACUUGAACAUAUUGCCGACGAGGUGAAUAACAUCCUAUCUCACCCGAAGCCCAUGGAGCCUUUGACUGCCGCGCAAAAAUUCGAACAUGACAACGCGAAAUUUUGUCACAUUUGCGAAAAACCGUUUACCAGUUUCGAUAUCAAAAUUAUGGACCAUUCACAUCUAAAUUCAGUUUACCGGGGGCCUUGUCAUAAUUCUUGUAACUUAAAUUAUACAGACAGUCACGUUAUACCGGUCGUUUUUCAUUGCUUGUCUUCUUACGACAGUCACUUAAUCAUACGUCACUUGGCUACGUCAUUUGAGGGCAACAUUUCACUUUUACCAAUAAAUAAGGAAAAAUAUAUUUCCUUCACAAAAGAUGUAAAGGAUACCAGAAUCAAAUUGAGAUUUAUAGAUUCUUUCCGGUUUAUGGCUGACAAAUUUGAAAAAUUGGCCUCAUACCUCGACGACAGCCAAAAAAGAAUCACUAAAUCUCAUUGUGAUUCGGAGGAGACUGUUCGUCUUUUGACCAGGAAAGGUGUUUUUCCUUACGAUUAUCUAAAUUCGUGGGAAAAAUUAAAUGACGCAACAUUACCGACUAAAGACGAUUUUUAUAAUAAACUGACUGACGAAGCUAUUUCAGACAGCGAGUACGAGCACGCUACAAAUGUCUGGAAUACAUUUAAUAUUCAAAAUUUGGGGGAAUAUUCGGACUUGUACCUGAAAACUGACGUUCUACUUUUGGCUGAUAUUUUCGAAAAUUUCCGUGAAAAUUGUCUAAAAACUUACGGUCUUGAGCCUUUACAUUAUUACACCUCCCCCGGUCUGGCCUUUGAUUCCAUGCUCAAAAUUACUAAACAGACAUUAGAAUUACUGACGGACAUUGACAAAGUUUUAAUUAUCGAGAAGGGGAUCCGAGGUGGCGUAGCCCAAGUGUCGAACCGGUACUCAAAGGCUAACAACAAGUACAUGGGUGAGGCAUACAAUCCGGACGAACCCGAUAAGUACAUCAUGUACUAUGAUGUAAAUAACUUAUACGGCGCGGCGAUGUCUCUUCCCCUUCCAACCGGGGGAUUCGAGUGGGUACCCGUCGAUCAAUUCUACAACUUGAAUAUAACCGAUUUAGCAGAUGAUGCUGAAAUCGGUUAUAUUUUAGAAGUGGACAUUGAGUACCCGCCCGAACUUCAUGAACUCCACAAAGACUUACCCCUGUGCCCGGAACAAAUGGUUCCCCCAGGAGGCAAACAAUCAAAAUUACUGACAACACUUUUUUCGAAAACCGGUUACGUUAUCCAUUACAGACAAUUGAAACGGUGUAUUGAGCGGGGAUUAAAGAUUACUAAAGUACACAAAAUUCUUAAAUUCAACCAAUCGGCUUGGUUACAAAAAUACAUAAAUUUAAAUACGGAUUUACGGAAACAGGCGACUAACGAAUUUGAGAAAAAUUUCUAUAAAUUAAUGAAUAAUUCUGUCUUUGGUAAAACCAUGGAAAAUGUGCGAAAACAUAAAGACGUUAAACUGGUCACACAAUGGGAGGGUCGAUAUGGGGCAAAAAAUUUGAUCGCGAAACCAAAUUUUCACAGUUUAACAAUUUUCGAUGAAGACAUGGUUAUAGUAGAGAUGAACAGACUCAAAAUUAAGUUCAACAAGCCGAUUUAUGUUGGAUUUAGUAUUCUGGACCUUUCCAAAAUUAUACUUUACGAUUUCCAUUACGAUUAUAUUAAACAAAAUUUCGGCAAUCAGGCUAAAUUAUUGUACACGGACACUGACAGUUUAAUAUACGAAUUCACGGACAUUGACAUUUACGAGAGCAUGAAGAGAGACAUCCAGCUGUUUGAUACAUCAGACUACCCCGAAGAUAAUGCGUACGGUAUGCCUCGCGUCAACAAAAAAGUACUAGGUCUUAUGAAAGAUGAAAGCUGUGGGAGAAUAGUUACCGAGUAUGCCGGGCUCAGAGCUAAAAUGUACUCGUAUAAAGUCGAGGGAAAACCCUCAAAUAUGCGUAUCAAAGGACUUACUCGAUCAGCCGUAAAACACAUUACUUUCGAAGAUUUCACGAAUUGCCUAUUUAAUCAAAACACACUGGUUAAAGAGCAGAGACUUAUACGUUCCAAACAUCACGAUUUAUAUACAAUUAAACAAAAUAAAUUGGCUCUCAGUCCGUACGAUGACAAGCGCAUAAUAAAUUACGUCACCACAGACACGAUCCCGUGGGGAUAUAAUUUCCAACAAGCAGCGACUUGUUCGACCACUCCCAUGGAGUUCUAAGUCGAAAUAAAUAGCGCGAUAUAGUAAACGUUGACAUCAUUCGUCUUUCUACCGUUGUUCGCGAUGGCCGACUUAGACAUUCAAUUGCAAUACGAACUUGUUAAAAUUUCACAAAAGACUUACGAAGAUUUCCUUCAAAAAGCCAUUUUUGACGAUAAUUUUCAAUUAAUUGACAAAAUUCUGGAAAAAAUCGUGAUUCCCGACCGUGCAAUAUAUUGGCUAGCUUUGCGCGAUAAAUGUAACAUCGGGUUGAUGAAAAAAAUCUUUGCCAAAAAACUUCAAUACGAUAUAUUUAUCGAACAACUGCAAAAUAUUUUCCAAAAGGAAUAUAUGUCUCAUAUUAGCCUCGAUAUUUUACGUCAAAUUAUAAAGAGUCAUUAUCCAAUAUUAAAUUCAUUUAAUCGGUAUUAUUUGGAAAAAUUAUUGGUCAACGGUGAUCCGUCAUUGGUCGAUCGACAUAGUCAAUGUUUCUCGGCAAAAAAUAUUUUUCUAAAUUACAAAGAAAUCGAUUGGUCAAUAGAUAAGGCCGUUUGUGAGGCCGCCUACUUUACUCAAUAUAAUUUUUUGGAAACUUUGCACCGGGCAGCUGAUGGUAUGGCUCCAGGAGAACGUCUCCAAGGGUACCAAUGGUCAAGGUGUUGGAUGGUCAUCUGGCCCAGACAGCAGCAAAUGGCCAUCAAAAUUAGUUGGAGAUUAUUCUCAGACAUUAUAUAUGUUAAAUAAAUAUUAUUUGUAAAUAUUUUUUUUGUUAUUGUAUUGUAUAUAGAUAUUGUUUUUU